Funneliformis geosporum is the source of this 134-nucleotide messenger RNA. NCBI's taxonomy places the organism in Eukaryota, Fungi, Glomeromycota, Glomeromycetes, Glomerales, Glomeraceae. The record is from the annotation of a GenBank genome assembly.
UCAUAAUUGGGUGGUUAUCACCCAAAUUCUUUGUAAGAGAGGCCAAGCUACUAUUCAUGAACUGCAUGCUAUCUAUAUAUUUGAAUUGGCCUACUUUCAUAGACUUAUAUCGCUCAAAUAUUUCAGCAAUAACA